UUCACACUACACCGUCCUUCACACUACUGUACACCGCCCUUCACACUACACCGUCCUUCACACUACACCGUCCUUCACACUACACCGCCCUUCACACUACACCGUCCUUCACACUACACCACCCUUCACACUACACCGCCCUUCACACUACACCCUCCUUCACACUACACCCUCCUUCACACUACACCGUCCACCGCCUAUAUGUAUAAAGUUAUUAAACUUGUGCUGUGUGUGUAUGUGUGUGUGUGUGUAGAUGACAGACAGUAGUAAAGAGUGUAUGAGUGAAGCCUUACUGAACCGCUGUAGCACGGAUCGCCUGGCCCCGCCCCCAACUCCACCUACUUCAGCACCCUCUACACCAGCGUCAGCAGCUGCCUCCUUCUUCGCCAGAGCGGCUCAAAAACUAAACCUGUCCUCUAAAAAGAAGAAGCAGAAGCCGACGCCCACUGCUCCAUUGACCACACCCCUUUUCCCAACAAACUUCAAUGGAAUCCUGCAGGUCACGUCCCCACCAGCCCCACCCUGUCUGCUCAGAGCUGUCAGUAAAGUGAGAGAUAAUCCAGGACUCGGCAAGGUGAAGGUGAUGCUGCGUGUGUGUGCCGUGUCCCAUGCUGAGUCCAGCUCCUUCCUGAAAGUGGACUCUCGUAAGAAACAGGUUAGCAUUAUGGAUCCAUCUGUUAACUCCACCUCCCAGCAGAGCUCCAAUCACAAACGAGGAGCCUCCACCCAAGUACCACCCAAAAUGUUCACCUUCGACUCUGCCUUCUCACAUGAUGCCUCACAGGCAGAGGUGUGUGCUGGUACAGUAGCCGAGGUGAUCCAGUCGGUUGUGAAUGGAGCUGAUGGAUGUGUGUUCUGUUUUGGUCACUCCAAACUGGGAAAAACCUACACCAUGAUUGGGAAGGACGACUCCAUGCAGAACCUGGGCAUUAUCCCCUGUGCUAUCUCCUGGCUCUUUAAAAUCAUUACGGAGCGGAAGGAGAAGACUGGAGCCCGAUUCUCUGUCCGUGUCUCUGCCGUGGAAGUCUGGGGGAAAGAUGAGAACCUGAAGGACCUGCUGUCUGACGUGGCCACAGGAAGUUUACAGGAUGGUCACUCACCUGGAGUUUACCUGUGUGAAGACCCCAUCUGUGGCAUGCAGCUGCAGAAUCAGAGCGAGCUGCGAGCGCCCACUGCACAGAAAGCUGCCUUCUUUUUAGAUGCCGCUAUCGCAGCUCGGUACAGCAGCCGAGCCGAGUGUGAUGAGGACGAACAUCGUAACUCACACAUGCUCUUCACACUGCACAUCUACCAGUACCGCAUGGAGAAGAGCGGAAAAGGAGGCAUGUCCGGAGGCCGCAGUCGUCUGCACCUUAUAGAUUUGGGAAGUUGUGUGAAGGAAGUUGUGUCUAAACCCUGUGAAAGUGCCACACCAAGUCAGUGUCUGUCUCUCUCAGCCCUCGGCAACGUCAUCCUUGCCCUCGUCAACGGCUCCAAACACAUCCCCUACAAGGACAGUAAGUUAACAAUGCUGUUGCGAGAGUCGCUGGGAAACAUGAACUGUCGCACAACCAUGAUCGCUCACAUCUCCUCCUCUCCCAGCCAUUUCUCAGAGACUUUGUCUACACUACAGAUUGCUUCUCGAGUGCUGAAGAUGAAGAAGAAAAAGACUAAAGUAAGCAUGCAGUACACGUCUAGCUCCUCUGGUGGAGAAAGCUCAUGUGAGGAGGGAAGAAUGAAACGUCCGACUCAGCUCCGGAACAUACACUCCAGGAACAUUAGAGACUCUGAAAUGCAGCUGCUUCACAUUACCAGCGACCAAGACGAUUAUUCCAGCAGCGAGCAGUCUUGUGAUACUGUCAUUUACGUAGGUCCAAACGGUUCUGCACUUUCAGACAGAGAGCUCACAGAUAACGAAGGUCCUCCAGAGUUUGUACCCAUCAUCACAUCUAUUCACGAGGAUAAGGGAGUCAUCUCAGUUAGGGAGUCAUCUCAGUUAGGUGAUUCUUUAAUCCAACCACCACAAAAUGUCCAGUCGAUUCAGACCCUUCAUCCUCAGACACUUCCUCCUGUACCUGAAGAAACUGCAGACCCUAACAAGCAGGAGAAAGAUUGUCUCAAAUGCAACACAUUUGCAGAGCUGCAGGAGCGUCUGGGGUGCAUUGAUGGCAGCGAGGAAGUAAACAAUUUUCCUUUUGAAGAACUUCUGUCCAACAGACUUAAGAAAAUUGAAUCUGUUCCAUCAUGCACCACCACAGAGGAUCCCAAGAGGAUCUCUAAUGAUCAGCAACUGGAGGAGAUCCGGGAAGUGGUAGAGGAAGCAGAGAUUGCACAGUCCAUUAUAGAAAGUCUGGCAAAGUCCACAAUAAACAAUUCUACUCUUUCUACAAGUGUAAGCGGAGGGACUGGUGUCAGACAGCUUCAAAGGGCCAACAGUCUUCACAACAGCAGGGAGUCCAUUAGUGGAGGAAGCAGCAGUGACAGCAAACCUCGUUCCAUGGGUUCCCCCAGACUCGGUAUAGCAAGCUUGUCAAAAACAUCAGAAUACAAACCUCCCUAUUCACCUUCUCAGCGCUGCAAAGUGUACACACAGAAAGGCGUAAUGCCUAAUACACAUCCACAACACACACACAACUUGUACAGAGAUUCAGGAAAGUCGUCUACUGAGUCGUUGCUUCAGGCUGAAUUUAGAACAUCUCCUGUCGGGAUGGGUCUUCAGGUACUGAAAUGCUCUUCUUCCUCCAACAGUUUAGGAUCAGUGGACACACUGUGUGAUGAUGUUCCUCAACUGCCUCUGGACAAUAAAAACAGCACACCGGUCACCUUGCAGCAGUUCUUAGAGCCACAGGCUGAAGAUGAUUUGGUCUUUACCCUUGUUGAGGAGUUAACACUGAACGGGCUCAUGGAGGAUGGCAGGCCCACCAGUCUUAUCAGCUUCAACAGUGAGUGCUCAGUUCAGGAUCUUGCAUUGGGACCACGACCAGUCAGCAUCAUCAGCAGUUUGAGUGAAGACUUGGAUUGCUACAGCACUCCCACCUCCAUUACCACUGCCACCAUCUCAGAAGCCAACGUUGUUACAUUUCUGCCUCUCAGCAAGGAGGAAGGGGAGUUCAUCAUAAACCGACGGCCCUCUAACAGUUCUUGGCUGACGGAAAUGAGUACAGGAAGUGGUGAAGAACAACUUUGUCAAAGCUUUGUUAUGCAGCAAUGCUUUGGGCAGGGUGACGGACUAGCUGAGGCUCAGCUUCUGGAAGUUAAUGAGGUCGGGGAGCUCACAGAACAGAACAAGGAGGAUGGAAAUGUUUUCUGUGGAAGUGAAACUUCCACCAAAAUGUCUCCAACCAUGGGAAAAACAACAGUCACCAUUUCCAAUGUUCAGACAUUAUGCACCUUGACCAGCUUUUCCCGUAACAAAACUAAUAUAACAACUCAGCCUUGUGUUGCUCUAAUGCCCAUUAUUCAUGAUACACCAACCAAACCUCCUUCUGUCAAAGAUCACAGAUCUCCACCGGUUCCUCUCUCAAGUAAGAUGAUCUUUAAUGAUCCCUGGAUGAAAAGGGAUUCCUCCAGCCCCGAGGAACCUGUCUGUGAAGUAAAGCUAGAGAAAGGAACAUCUGAAUAUAUAAAGAGUAAAAGUGUGUUAGACAGAAAAAGUUCAAGUAGCUGUGAAGCAGAAGGUUCUGAUUCCUUCAAGAGGGUCAUAGAUGGAUGUGAAAUGGUUCUAAAUGCUUCAGAAAACAUCACACCUUUGUUUUCAUCUAACAUCCUCAGGACCGGCAGCCUUCCUAGGGCAUGGCAUCACCUAAACAAGCAGGAUGACCUUGAUGAGUCUUCUUAUCGCUACAUGAGUGGAGAAUAUAAAACCCUUGGAGUUACUACAUCCACUCCCUGUAGUCCUCGAGCCACACUGGAGCGAAGAUUAUCAUCAGGAAGGCAAGGGUUCUUCAGUCGUCCAAAAGGAAUCCCACCCUUACCACCUGUGAGGAAGUCAAGUCUUGACCAGAGAAACAGAGCCAGUUUGCAGCACAAUUCCACAAAUAACCCGUGUCCAAGCCUGAACUUACCGUUCUUGGGCAUCACUCCAGAGAAUCCGGCUAAACAAACAGGACCAAACCUGGAGAGCAGCAGACUCUUCAGUGCCAAACUUGAGCUUUUGGCUAACAGAACCAAUUCUCUGGGAAGAUCCCAUGUUGCCCACUAUAACUGUCAUUCUUUAGAGAGAGGGGAGAGUCUGAUGCUUGUUGGGUCUAAAGCAGCUGUAGUGAGAGAUAGCACCAUGCCCCGAGUUGGCAGAAGCAUCACACGUAACUCUGUCUCUUCUCCGUCCAGUGGACUGACCUGCAAUUCCAGCGUAACGCAUUCACCCAAAUCAAGCCAAUCCAAAAUCUCAGCUGUUACCAAACUCCUCAUGGCCAGUCCUAAGUCUCGAAGCCUUUCCACAUCUAGCACCAAGAGCUUGAGCUUCUCCACCAAGUCCCUUCCACAGUCAGUAAACAGAAGCUCCAGUCUGCCCCCUAAUGGAAAGAACCAAAACCCAAAUUCUUGGUCAACUCAAUCUCUAAGCCGUAACAGGGGAUUAGGGCUUACCUCGAAGCUGCCUCUUAGAGCUGUAAAUGGACGAAUCUCAGAACUUCUGCAGGGCAGUGCAGGCCAGACCGGUCAUGGACGAGGUAAUACUGAGGAACGAGGAGGAACAGUCCAUGGUGCAGCAGUGGUUCAUACAUUACCGUCCCCAUAUAGUAAGAUUACUGCUCCACGGAGGCCACAUCGUUGCAGCAGCGGCCAUGCUAGUGAUAACAGCAGCGUUUUGAGCGGAGAGCUGCCACCGGCCAUGGGGAAAACUACACUCUUCUACCACAGUGGGGGCAGCAGUGGUUAUGAGAGUAUGAUACGUGACAGCGAGGCCACCGGAAGUGCAUCUUCUGCUCAGGAGUCUAUGAGUGAUAACAGCAGCUCAAUUAGUGGAAGAAGGAGUCUUAAAAAUGCAAAGAAAAGGAACACAGGAACCCAGAGAAGGCGCCUCAUUCCCAAUUUGACCCUUGACCCCACGUCACCCGUAAGGAAGCCAAUCCUGAGCCCCGGAGCACGCUGGUUUGACGCACCACUUCGCCCCCCUCAGAGGGGCGUGGCUGAACCCUUUGAGAUUAAAGUUUAUGAGAUCGAUGAUGUGGAGCGUCUGCAGAGGAGGCGGACCACCGUCAGUAAGGGCGUGGUGUAUUUUAGUGCUAAGUUAACUAUUUUGGAGCAUCGACAGCAAAAGAUCUCAGAAAUCCAAACAAAAUACGACUGGCUGAAGAAAGAACUGGAACAAACUAAAAAGCAUCUAAUGCUUGAGCCGGAGAAGUGGACCUCUGAGUUUGACAUGGAGCCUGUGUUUGAGGUCGACUCUCUGGAGUAUUUAGAGGCUCUGGAGUUCGUCACACAGCGGCUGGAGAACAGAGUUAAUUUCUGUAAAUCUCACCUGAUGAUGGUCACGUGUUUCGAUGUCACGUGUCGCCAACGGUAACCAUGCAGGAAAACAGGAAGUGCAGUAGCUUCAGAGUGCAUGUCUGUAAUAAUAAAACAAGUAAUACAUCAAAACAAACAAAAACAUUUUUUGUAAAUGUUGAUUUGUUUGAAUGUAAAAUUGGGAAAUUUAACACACUUUUAUUUCUCAGACAAUAUUAUUUAUUAGACAGCUAUGUCACAUGACCUGGGCUGCGUCCCAAACACCACGUAGCUUAUUAGCUAGUAAAGUUAUCGUGUCCUCAAACUAUAUUUUAAUUAUCAGUGAAGAAAUCUCAGACAUUCACACAGGAACUUUUGGCUCUGGAAUCACAGGAACAUUCACAGGAACAUUCACAAGAACAUUCCCAGGAACAUUCCCAAGAACAUUCACAAGAACAUUCACAGGAACAUUCACAGGAACAUUCCCAGGAACAUUCACAGGAACAUUCCCAGGAACAUUCACAAGAACAUUCCCAGGAACAUUCACAGGAACAUUCACAAGAACAUUCACAAGAACAUUCACAGGAACAUUCACAGGAACAUUCAUAGGAACAUUCACAAGAACAUUCACAAGAAAUUCACAGGAACAUUCACAGGAACAUUCCACAGGACAAGAAGUUCACAUUAUGGUGUGCAGAUUUUCUCACAUGAUAAUAUUGUGAUGAUGAAAACAUUUUAGCAGAUGUUCAGUGGAACAGGACGAGCUGUAAAUAGUUGCUUGCUUUAUUAGAAUGAGGCCUGAUUCAGAGGCAGAAAUGGAUGAAAAAAGAAAACAGAACAAAGAAGAUUAAAAAGGAACAAAGUGCCUUGAGAAUAAUUUCAUGAUGAUUUGUGAACAGAAGCUGCUCAAAAAAAUCUGUAAACUAAAAGAGCUUCUUUAAUUCAGUGUUUUAUCGUCAGGUUAUUUGUACUGAACGUAGUUGUAAAGUUUCUGUGUUUUUAAUUCGUAUUAUUUGUAACUUUUCACUCUAAGAGACCACACAGAGUCGAACGGCUUUUUAGGAAUUAAUGUUUUUUGCAUUUUGUGGCAUGUUUUAUUCUUAAAAACUACAAGGAAGAUUUUUAAAAAGGCAGUAAACAAAAAGCAGUGAGAUUCAGAGCUGAUCAUCAGUCAUGCUCACUUAUGGUUAAUGGAUGUUUUCAAGGGGUGGUUCUGACCCAGGAAGGUCCCUCUGAUUGGUUAUUCUCCAUUAAAACAGAAAAUCCAAAAGAGUAAGCAAAAAAGUAGGGUUAGGGGUUGGGGUUGGGUUUGGGGGUUAGGGUUUAGGGGCUAGGGGCUUUUGGUAUAUAAAGUAAGUAUUUAAAUGAAUAAAUAUUUCUCCUUUAAUUGUUUAUCUGUGCCAAUCAACACACUGCUAAUGUUAAAUGUGCUUAAUUAUUUUACUUUAAUUGUAAUAAAUAAUGAAUAAAGUCAUGCUGGAGGUCUGCUGCAUGCUGAAGGACCCUCACUCCAUGUUCACUCCGUGUUCACUCCGUGUUCACUAUGUGUUCACUCCGUUCACUCCGUGUUCACUCCAUGUUCACUGUGUUAACUCUGUUCACUCCGUGUUCACUCCAUGUUCACUAUGUGUUAACUCUGUUCACUCCGUGUUCACUGUGUUCACUCCGUGUUCACUAUGUGUUAACUCUGUUCACUCCGUGUUCACUCCAUGUUCACUCCGUGUUCACUCCGUUCACUCCGUGUUCACUGUGUUCACUCCGUGUUCACUAUGUGUUAACUCUGUUCACUCCGUGUUCACUCCAUGUUCACUAUGUGUUAACUCUGUUCACUCCGUGUUCACUCCGUGUUCACUCCAUGUUCACUAUGUGUUAACUCUGUUCACUCCGUGUUCACUCCAUGUUCACUGUGUUAACUCUGUUCACUCCGUGUUCACUCCAUGUUCACUAUGUGUUAACUCUGUUCACUCCGUGUUCACUAUGUGUUAACUCUGUUCACUCCGUGUUCACUCCGUGUUCACUCCGUGUUCACUCCGUGUUCACUCUGUGCGGUCUCACUGUCCUUCUGUAGUUAUUUAACUUUAAUAAAAUGAAUAGUAUUUGUUCGGUGCUUCAUACAGUAAAAUGUUUGUAUACUAAAAAAAAUAAGAAAGAAAAAAAUGUAAUAAAAAAACACCACAUCAACUUUUUUAAAUGAAGGAUUAUUUAUUUUUUACCACAGAGCUGUGUGUAAUGUAUAAUUUAUUUGAUGCUUCACCAAAUACUAUGCAUUUAAUGUGUGUGUUAUAAACAAAUCUUUACAUAUAUUUUGUUCUCUCAUUUUUAUGUCAUGCUUAUUCACAAAAUUCUGCAUUUAACGGUAAAAAAGGAAACGUGUGUUUAUGCUGUAAGAAAUGUCUCUUUUUUCUGCUUGAUUCAGUGUUUCUGCUUUUCCACAUCACAUUUAUUAAACAUUCCUGAGAUGAAGCCAGCGUUUCUGCUCAGAGUUUGAUGGAGUGACGUGUUUAUGGAGAUAAGCAGCACAACGUCAGUGUGUUUCUGUCCUGUGAAAAAAAUCUGAAUGAAAAUCUGAGACAGACAAAAAUAAAGAAUGAUCCAG
Tachysurus vachellii is the source of this 8002-nucleotide messenger RNA. It is a transcript of the gene kif26ba, whose product is annotated as kinesin family member 26Ba. The transcript has 12 exons. Lineage: Eukaryota; Metazoa; Chordata; Actinopteri; Siluriformes; Bagridae. Gene Ontology annotation, molecular function: microtubule motor activity; microtubule binding; ATP binding. Bases 254 to 5485 code for a protein of 1743 amino acids. Gene Ontology annotation, biological process: microtubule-based movement. The record is from RefSeq and is a predicted model, not a curated record.